AUGAUACCCAUUUUCCGUUGUGCAAGACUGGCAAAAUUCACACCAACACUGACAACACCACUACGAACACCGACACGAACCACCAGAGCGAGCUUUGCGACCAUGUCUUCCACACUCGAUCAAGUGAAGAGCACUUUCUCCCAGAAUUUGGGUGGUGUCGCAGAGAAACUGACUCCUGCCGGCCAAAACUUCUCCAUCGACGACAUUCCAGAUUUGAGUGGGAAGGUCGCUAUUGUGACAGGCGGCAGUGAAGGCAUCGGAUACGCCUGCACACACACGCUCCUUUCGAAAGGCGUCAAGAAGCUAUACAUCCUCUCCCUCUCCAAGGACGUCGUUGAUGGAGCAAAGGAAGCAGUCGCAUCGGAACUGGGACAAGAGAAGGCAGAUGCAACAGAGUGGAUUCAGCUAGACAUCAGCAACUGGGACAAGACCAUCGAGGUCGCAAAGAAGCUGGCAGCAGAGAAUGAGCGCAUCGACAUCCUGAUCAACAACGCUGGUCGUGGCAUCAUGACCAUGGAGUUGACGGACAAGGGCGUGGACAGGCAUAUGGCAACAAACCACAUGGGUCAUGUCCUGCUCACCUCGUACCUACUUCCUACCAUGAAGAAGACUGCUAAUGCAGGAAACAUCGUCCGCAUUGCCGGGCUCGCUUCGAACACUCACGAGCAGUCGCCGAAGGACACCGAGUUUGAGAGUCUUGCAGAGCUCAAUCAAGACCACGGUCCACUCGCACAGUACGGUCGUUCGAAGCUGGCAGUCAUUCUGUACGCUCGAUGGCUCGCGAGACAUCUCACGAAGGAGUAUCCCAACAUUCUGGCCAGUGCUACACACCCUGGCGUAGUCAACACGAAGAUGAGCACGGAAGACAUCCACGAGCCAUACCCUUUGGCUGGCUACUUGAUGAGCACAGUUGCAAGACCUUUCAAAAAGGAGCCAUUCGAGGGUGCGCUUUCGACACUGUAUGCAGCUACAACGACCAAGAACUCCGGCGAGUAUGUUUGCCCGCCUGCCGCGAUCGAGCCAGGUAGUGAGCUAUCGCGAAGCACACACCUGCAGGACAACCUCAUGCGUUUGACGCAGAAGGUUUUGAAGGAGCAGGGAGGCCUUGAGCAUGUCAUUUUCCAUUAG
This is a messenger RNA of Fulvia fulva, 1128 nucleotides long. RefSeq names its product Putative oxidoreductase bli-4, mitochondrial. The transcript is spliced from 2 exons. NCBI's taxonomy places the organism in Eukaryota, Fungi, Ascomycota, Dothideomycetes, Mycosphaerellales, Mycosphaerellaceae. The record is from RefSeq and is a predicted model, not a curated record. Bases 1 to 1128 code for a protein of 375 amino acids.